Protopterus annectens (West African lungfish) is the source of this 1474-nucleotide messenger RNA. It is a transcript of the gene TRDMT1, whose product is annotated as tRNA aspartic acid methyltransferase 1. The transcript has 10 exons. Lineage: Eukaryota; Metazoa; Chordata; Ceratodontiformes; Protopteridae. Bases 145 to 1122 code for a protein of 325 amino acids. Gene Ontology annotation, molecular function: methyltransferase activity. The record is from RefSeq and is a predicted model, not a curated record.
UGUGUCUCUGCGGAAGUUAUUGUUGCUGUUGAUGUGAACACUAUAGCUAAUGAUGUUUACAAGCACAACUUUCCCAGUACUUUGUUAUGGCCAAAGACAAUUGAGGGCAUCUCAUUAGAUGAAUUCAACAAACUCUCAUUUGAUAUGAUACUAAUGAGUCCACCAUGUCAGCCAUUUACGAGAAUUGGCUUGCAAGGUGAUGUGAUGGACCCAAGAACAAAGAGUUUUCUCCACAUCCUAGAUAUUCUACCUAGUCUGAAAAAGCUCCCAAAAUGUAUUCUUCUUGAGAAUGUUAAAGGCUUUGAAACAUCAUCUGCAAGGGAUAAAUUGAUAGUGGCAUUGAAGAACUGUGGAUAUGUAUAUCAAGAAUUUCUUCUGUCUCCAACUUGUAUAGGAAUUCCAAAUUCAAGACUGCGCUAUUUUCUCAUUGCUAAACAUAAGCUGGAACCACUUUGUUUUCAAGUUACCACACAGAUACUUGACAGGUUUCCAGAAGAUCUAAAUACUACAAAUCUUGAAAGUUCCUCAUGCAUACAUGAAGAUGUGACAAGAUGUGGCACAAGUCAACAGAUCCAAAAUAGUAGUGAUAAUUGUUGCAAAGAACACCCAGAGAAAAAAGAUUUUGUCUUUAAAAUGGAAACUGAAGAGGAAGUAACAAGGAAGCAGAAUCAGGAUAACAACAAGUCCAUUCAGGAACUGCACAAUUACUUGGAAAAAGAUGUUGAACUAAAUAUGAGUCUGUAUCUCAUACCCCCAAAGUCAUUACUGCGAUAUGCAUUAAUAAUGGACAUUGUUAAGCCUACGAGUAGGAGAUCGAUUUGUUUUACAAAAGGGUACGGGCAUUACAUAGAAGGAACAGGAUCUGUUCUACAAACUGCUCAUGAAGUAGAGAUUGAGACUGCAUUUAAAUCUUGGGAUUCAUUAUCAGAAGAAGAAAAAUUAAAACAGUUGUCCUUAUUACAUGUACGAUAUUUUACUCCCCGAGAGAUUGCUAAUAUCCAUGGAUUUCCUGUAGAAUUUAGCUUCCCUGAUAAUGUGACAGUGAAGCAACGCUACCGUUUACUGGGCAACAGCUUAAAUGUACAUGUUGUAUCUAAACUCAUUUCACUGAUGCUCAGAUAAUGUACAGUGUUAUGCCUAUGAUGUUUGCACUGGUACAUUACUUUACACCCCUGGCCAUGAUAACAAGAAUUGAUGUGAAACAGAAAAUAAUGACUUUGAACUGUAUCAAUUAUAACAAAAGUGAGAUGUUAAAGAUGUUUGUUUUGCAUUACAAAACACGUAUCCCUCUAAUUUAUUGUAUUCGUUAAAAAAUGCUGACUUUAAACUCAAUACAUAUGUUGUUCCAUUACAUUAAUUCUGUAGACUACAUGCUAAAACUAAACUGCUGUUUGUCUUUUUUUUCUGCUGUUGUCUGCGUCCAUUCAGUUUACCAUACUUACUACUGCAGUUAAUAAAACUGCUUAAGUCAUAA